Messenger RNA from Pseudoliparis swirei, 2912 nucleotides. Its product is annotated as peroxisomal multifunctional enzyme type 2-like. Gene Ontology annotation, molecular function: oxidoreductase activity. Lineage: Eukaryota; Metazoa; Chordata; Actinopteri; Perciformes; Liparidae. The record is from RefSeq and is a predicted model, not a curated record.
CCCCGGAAGUUGAAGUUGUGGAAGUUCUCCCUGCUGUCUGCCACUGACAGUCCAGUGUUGCUCUCAGUGUUCACGAAGCGGGACCAGUAGCUCACAGGGAUGUCUCUGUCUUUCGAGGGAAGGGUUGUGCUCGUCACCGGGUCCGGAGGAGGACUCGGCAGGGAGUACGCGCUGGCCUUUGCUGAAAGAGGCGCCUCGGUUGUAGUGAACGACCUUGGAGUAGACAUCAAAGGGGGCGGGAAGAGUUCUGCAGCUGCUGAUAAGGUGGUGGAGGAGAUAAGAGCGAAGGGAGGAAAGGCCGUGGCGAACUACGACUCCGUGGAAGAUGGAGAAAAAGUGAUCCAAUCCGCACUCGAUGCCUUUGGAAGAAUAGAUGUUGUCGUGAACAACGCCGGGAUCCUUCGUGACCGAUCGUUUGCCAGGACGAGUGAUUUGGACUGGGACCUGAUUCACAGAGUUCACUUGAGAGGCGCCUUCGUCGUGACUCGAGCGGCCUGGAGCCACAUGAAAAAACAAAAGUUUGGCAGAAUCAUCAUGACGGCUUCAGCCGCGGGCAUCUAUGGUAACUUCGGCCAGGCCAACUACAGCGCUGCCAAGCUGGGCAUGCUGGGUCUGUCCAACACGCUGGCCAUCGAGGGGCGGAGCUACAACAUCAACUGCAACACGCUGGCGCCGGUGGCCGGGUCGCGCCUCACAGAGACCGUCAUGACCCCAGAGCUCGUGGCCUCGCUGAAGCCGGAGUACGUUGCCCCCAUGGUCCUCUGGCUCUGUCAUGAGCAAUGCCAAGAAACUGGAGCACUGUUUGAGGCGGGUGCGGGCUGGAUUGGAAAAUUGCGCUGGGAGCGUUCUCAGGGCUGCGUUGUGAGACAGAAAAACCAGCCCAUGACCCCCGAGGGGGUCCGGGACCACUGGGACAAAAUCUGCGAUUUCACCGACGCCACCAAGCCUACGAGCGUACAAGAGUCUCUCCAGUCCAUCGUAAGCGUGUUGGGCGCACUGGAGUCCGGUGGACAAGUGGGUGCGAAUCCGACGGCCGCCGCCUCGGCUUCAGGGAUCAAUCCCGCCAUGGCAGUGGGACACAAACUGGGGCGGUACACCUUCGACAUCAGCCCCACUCAGUGCAUCCUCUACGCGCUGGGGGUCGGCAUGUCCACCAAGGACCCCGACCAUCUGAGGUUCCUGUACGAAGGCCACCAAGACUUCGGCUGCCUGCCGACCUUCGGGGUCAUUCCCCCUCAGGCGGCCAUGCUGGACGGCGGGCUGAGCGCCGUCCCCGGACUCGACAUAGAUGUCACACGGAUAUUGCAUGGCGAGCAGUAUCUGGAGCUGUACAAGCCUUUUCCGACCUCAGGGACCGUGACCUCGCAGGCCACCGUAGCCGACGUGUUGGACAAAGGAUCCGGAGCGCUCAUCCUCUUGGACGUGAACACCUACAGCGGCGAGCAGCUCAUCUGCUUCAACCAGUUCACCCUUUUCGUGGUCGGCGCCGGCGGCUUCGGAGGGAGCAGAACCUCGGACAAGGCCAAAGCUCCUCUUCCUGCCAAACGGGCUCCAGAUGUUGUGGUGAUUGAUUCCACCACGAGAGACCAAGCGGCCUUGUACCGCCUGAGUGGCGACUGGAACCCCCUUCAUAUCGACCCCGGCUUCGCCGCCAUGGCAGGCUUCCAGGCGCCCAUCCUGCACGGCUUGUGCUCGUUCGGCUUCGCCGCCAGACACGUCCUCAAGGAGUUCGCCGGCAGCGACCCGUCCAGAUUCAAGGCCAUCAAGGUCCGCUUUUCGAAGCCGGUGAUGCCGGGCCAGUCGCUUCAGACCGAGAUGUGGAAGGAGGGCAACAGAAUUCACCUCCAGUGUAAAGUGAAGGAGACCGACGCCGUCGUCCUCGCCGGGGCCUACGUGGAUUUACACGCCGCGUCCGGGGCUUCUCCGGAAAGCCUCCCUCAAAGCGAGCUGCAGAGUGACCUGGUGUUCGCGGAGAUCGGCCGUCGCAUCAAGGACUCGGGCUCGGAGCUGGUCAAGAAGGCGAACGCCGUGUUCGCCUGGGAGAUCACCAAAGACGGAAAAACCGCCGCCAAGUGGACCGUGGAUCUGAAGAACGGCAGCGGCUCCCUGCAAAGGGGCGGUCCCAGCGGGAAGGCGGACGUGACCCUCACCGUGUCGGACGAAGACUUCCUGGAGGUGGUGCAGGGCCGACUGAACCCUCAGAAGGCGAUCGUCUCUGGCAAGCUGAAGGUUCGAGGGAACAUCAUGCUGAGUCAGAAGCUGGAGUUCAUCCUGAAGGACAACGCCAAGCUCUGAGCUCCUCGGCCCACCAAUCAGAUAACCAGAAACUAACAGGCUAACCAGCUCCUCUGAGCCCCCCCCCAAACACACACAAACACACACAAACACACACACACACUGCUGCUUCAGAAUGAAUUCUCUCAUAACUGAACUUUUCCCUGAAGCUGCAGAUGGACAGUUUUCUUCGUUGCUAUGACACAGCUCCUUAUGAUCCGUCCCUGCAUUUAAUACAUUGGCCUUUCAUAUGAAAAUUAAAUUAAACAAAUAGUUUUCUUCUUUUAUAGAUUUGAUUAAAUCAUACUGAUUUUUUAAAAUCAAGAUAUUAAGAGGAACACGCGUCUACGACAGGAAACCAGAAUUCCUCCCACUAUCGGGCGACUGUGCCGAUGAUAACAGCAACAAUCUCAACCUGUUAUAAAGCUCGGGGAAAUAAGCGCCUCUUUUUUCCCAGCAUGCCCAUCGAUCAUAUUUGGGAGCGUUUAACCUCACUGACCGCUGGUCGUAUGUAACUGAGCCUGUGAGAUGUAUAAUAAUGUAGAGUUUGCUAGUUAUGCAAAAUAAUGAUUUUCACUUUUCAUAAUGUCUAUCAAUGGUUGCUCUAUGAUAAUAAAGUAAUUCAGAUACAAAUCUAA